Messenger RNA from Ceratitis capitata (Mediterranean fruit fly), 4359 nucleotides. RefSeq names its product regulation of nuclear pre-mRNA domain-containing protein 2. Gene Ontology annotation, biological process: mRNA 3'-end processing. Lineage: Eukaryota; Metazoa; Arthropoda; Insecta; Diptera; Tephritidae. Gene Ontology annotation, molecular function: RNA polymerase II complex binding. Gene Ontology annotation, cellular component: RNA polymerase II, holoenzyme. The record is from RefSeq and is a predicted model, not a curated record. The transcript is spliced from 12 exons. Bases 548 to 3235 code for a protein of 895 amino acids.
UGUAGAAAACAUGGCGCUACAAUCUUGUUAGUUUUGUGAAUUAAGCACAACAAUUUCUUCAUUAUAACACGUUUAUGGAAGCAAUUUGUUAACAAAAUAAUGUGAAAGACUCUCACAAAUAUACCGAAAACAUAAAUAAGCUUAAAUAAAGUUUGUGUAUGCAACGCAAAUAACUAAAAAUUAAGCGUGAAAAGCGCGUCGUUGCGAAAGAUAGAAAUAAGAAAAAUAUACACAGUAGUUGAAAACGAAGAGGGUGGUGAGCUUCAGCUGUAAAAAAAGGAAAACGAAAAGGGUUAUCGGGUCGGAUCCGCUCCUAGCGCAUUGCAAACUCGUUGCUCUAACAUUCGCAAAAAUACAUAUAUCAACGAGAAUAAUGUCAACAAUUUAAACGCGAAAAGAAAAGUAAAGUGGCGCUGUGAAAUAAUCGAAGGAAAACGCGGGUAAAUUGUAAAUGGAUUUUCUUUUACUAAUGUGCGGGCGUGAGAGAAGUGGUGUGUUAUCUUGUUGAAUUGUAUUAACGAAAGAAUAACUAAUGUGCUAAUUCAGAAUGAGUACGGACACUUUUGAUGAAGACUUUUUCGAGACACGCCUGGAGGCGCUCAAGGAUACACAGGAAGGCAUACAGCAGAUGUCCGCAUGGUGUUUGCAGCAUCGUGUGCAUCAUAAAAAGAUUGUAUCCUGUUGGUUGAAUGUAUUUAAGAAAGUUCGCGUUGAACACAGACUUACACUGUUCUAUCUUGCAAACGAUGUUAUUCAAAAUAGCAAGCGGAAACGCUAUGAAUUUGUCGAAAGUUGGGCGACUGCCUUACAGCGAGCUACAACAAUGGUUAGAGAUGAAAAGGUCAAAGGUAAAAUACUACGUAUAUUCAGCAUUUGGGAGCAGCGUGAAAUCUACAAUGAAGAAUAUCUAAGUGAUUUAAGUGGUUUAUUAAACAUUAAUCCUCCUAAAAAAACACAAUCUGUAGUGGCAGAUCCCUCAGAUGAUUAUACGAAUGGGCCACUCAUUGCGAACAUAAGGGAAUGUGUUGAACUCUCUUUGGCGACAGAUAAUAGUUUUAAAAAAUUGCCUAAAGCACCUAAUUGUGAUAUCGAAGUCAUCAAACAACAGAUAAAGGAUAAAAGCCAUUCGGAUGAUAUUGAGAGAGAGAUUGAACGAUAUACAACUUACGCCGAAGCAUAUAGUAAGCAUUUGCACGCUGAAAUUCGUAGCCGAAAAGAGGUGCUGCGAAAUCUUGACACAGCCAUUAAAUUCUAUGCUAAUCAGCGAGGCGAAGUAAAAGUGGUCGUUAGUGCUUAUAAAAAUUUUGGAAGUCGCAUAAAGCUUGUCAAGAAGAAGUUGGACGAAAUCACACCAAACUUGCCUAGCCCGAUACCAUCGCCCGAUAUAAAUGCACCGUCACCCGAACCAGAUGCCGAUCUGCAACUGCCAGAUGACCAAUCACCGAUCUCAAUUAAUUUAUUUAAAAAUUCAAUUAACGGUUACUCAAGCUAUUUGGAUGGCAAAUUACCCUUCGAUAUAAAUGAUUUUAAGCGUGACGAUAGCUCCUCCAAUAAAUCAAGCCAACCAAUCGAAGUAAUAGGCUCCCGGUCAGACGAUGAGAGUUACAGCUCCGGUACAGAGUACUAUAAACCAGACCCAAUAACCGCUUAUUCGAACAGCACCAGUAUAUCCAUACCAGGUCUGAAUCCGUUACCUGUGCCGCCGGUUGAAUCUGGUUACACCUCUCUCGCCCGCUCGGCCCAACAAUAUGGCAUACUACCGCCACCGCCAGCAACAACAGCACUGUUUGGUGGGAAUAAUGGCAUACAUCAUGAUUACACCGCCAGUUAUACGCCGGACAGUGGCUACCACGGUGGUAGCAGUGGCGCCACAGUUGGUGGUAACGGUUCUAUUGGCGGACAACCGUUAAUGCCACCACCACCACCAAUGCCCAAUUUGAAUGCAGCAGAAAAUGUGAGCAGUGGAAAUGGCGCUAAUAAUGGAAAUGAAGAUUUCAAUUCCACAUGGAAUAUGAAUAUGUCAUGGACUUCAUUGGACAAUUCAAAUUUAUCAAACUCCUCUUACACGCGUGAUAGCAUAGAUACGCCUGUUUCGCCGCCACACUUUGAACGUGAGCCGAACAGUAGCGCUGCAGCGGCUAUUGAAUACAGCGAACAUCAUACGAGCAAUGUUUUGGUAUCGCAGCAAGAUGUUGACCAUCGACAGCUGCAUUUGCCGGCGUUUGAUGUGCCCGCAGCGGAUUUGGGUAUUAAGUUAGGACUGAGUAAAGAGAAAACACGUCAGUUGGAUAUCGAUCAUAGAAAUUUAAUUUCAUUAACUGGUUCGCCGCAUGGCAAUGACAGCGAUAAAAAAUCUUGGCUAGCGGAGGAUCAAGGUUUCCUCGGAAGUAACUCCGGCGAUGUCGAUUAUCGUUCUUUACAAGCAUCGGGUGUGGAGUCCACCAGUAUAUCAUCGCCGCAAGGGUUAAUGGCGCCUCCGCCGCCUGGUUUACAGAAAAAGACGAACUCUCCGCAAAAGAGCAAUGCCAGCUCAUCGUCGGAUAAGGACGAUGCCGGUAGUGCACGCUAUGAUCCCUCCGACAUGGUUAUCGAUAUGGAUAUGUCCGAUGAAGACCUUGAUGAUAUUUUACGAGAGGUCAAUGAGCAACAAAGUGAAGUCGAUAGUUCACAACAAUCAAUUGGUAGUGGUGAUGGCUUACAAAUUGAUACUACUGCCAACGAAACGCUCGAGGAAGAAUCGACAGGCAACGCAAGACCGGCGCUGUUGGAAACACCGCCGGAAUAUGUGCCACAACCUGUCUGGGACAACAGUCAGUUAGGUCAAGUACCCUUGCCUCCCAGCUAUGAACCGCAGAAUAUUGGCGUGAACAUGGAAAUGCAGCAUCAUCAGCCACAGCAUCAACAAGAAAUGUGGCAUCAUCAAAAUAACUGGCAAAAUGAUAGUAAUGGACAUGGUGGUUGUGUGCCGCCACCGCCGCGUCCACCCUUUCCAUUGCCCUUCGGUAAUUUUGCUAUGAAUGCAAAUAUGCGCGGCGGUCGCGGUGGUGGUCCGGGCUGGGAAAAUUCGCCACAACAAAAUCAUUUUCGCAAUGACAGAUUUCCACGUCCACCACGUGGCGGCGGACACAUGGGUAGCCCGUAUUACAAUCGUGGUGGUGGCGGCAGAGGCGGCAACGGUGGUGGCAUGCGUGGCGGUUUUCGUGGCAAAUUCCGCGGCAGUCCAGCAUGGCACUGAUUUCGAUGGGACACGUUCAAAUAAAAAGAUAAUAAAAAUGUAAAUCAAGCUAUAAAUGCUUAUAUUUUUUUUGUACAUAACUAUGAAAUACUAUAUAUGAAAUUUAAAAACCAAUUAAAUAGUUAUAAAUAUGUCUAGUAGUGUGUAAUGAAUCAUUUUAAUAAUGACAUAUACAUACAUACCGAAAUUAAUAUAAUUAUGAAAGAGUUGAUUUGAUGCUUAUUUGAAGUAAGCCAUCAGCUUGCUAUAUUUUUGAAAACUCUAAAAAUAAUAAUAAUGAUAAAAGUAUAGCAAGCCCUUGUCCAAUCAGUCUUAAAAUUCAUAACUUCCAAACUCUAUUAAUUAUAUUUUGCACAACAUCAUUAGUAAGUAACUUAUGUAUGUACUUUCAAAUGCUAGACAUAUUCUCGCUGUAUUACUUUAAUUCUACAAUAUAUUGUUCUAAGUUACGAUAUUCGAUAUUAGAGUCAAUAUUCUUUGCCAGCGUUUAAUUUGAAGAAGUAAAGAAACUUAAUUUUUGUUUUCGGAAAUUUAUUAAAAGCCUCAUGUGGCUUUUGUUUGUUGUAUAAUAACACUUAAAUUUAUUGACUGAGUCAGAUACCCACUUUACUGGUAACGAAAUAAUAAAGAUUAAAUAAUUAUAGCUUUUAGUUCCUCUAAGCGUAUACAUUUGUUGCCUUUAAGCAUGGUCAAUAUCUCAAUUAAUACAUUUACAAAUAGAACGUAAAAUAUUAACGUACAUAUAUUUGAAAUUUAAUUAAAAAAUUAUAGGUUAUAGCUAUAUUUGUUAGCAGUACAAUUUACCAAAAAAAAAAAAAACAAAAAAAAAAACAGAAAAAAAAGAAAGUAGACAUUUCAAUCAUAGAAUAUAUUGCACUCAACAGGAACGUUAUGUUUCAACCCUAUCAACUGAAUACAUACAUACAUAUGUAUAUGUACAUACAGUUUAUUCUUUUUUUUUUCGUAACCAAAAAAGUUUUUUUUCUUUUAAAAAAUAUUUAACAACAUUACCAAUCCUCUCGUCUACUCCCUCCCUCUUUUUCAACAAUCCACACAAACGUACAUAGAGUUAACAAUUUAUGAAUGUUUAUCAAAUAAAAUUUAAUAAUAAAGUGUUUGCAUUA